Cydia pomonella (codling moth) is the source of this 660-nucleotide messenger RNA. RefSeq lists its product as uncharacterized. The transcript has 4 exons. The coding region runs from base 82 to 651 and encodes 189 amino acids. NCBI's taxonomy places the organism in Eukaryota, Metazoa, Arthropoda, Insecta, Lepidoptera, Tortricidae. Gene Ontology annotation, molecular function: peptidase inhibitor activity. The record is from RefSeq and is a predicted model, not a curated record.
AAUGCGUUUUAAAUUCAUGAAAUAAGGCUGCAUGUGGUUCAUUUGUUAAGUUAAUCGGGCUCUGGUUGGAGUUUGAUAAACAUGCAUUUCGAAAUUUUUUAUAUUUUGCUGCUAGUUGUGGUCGUCUCAUUCGACUUUGUAAGAAGUGACGAAAACUAUGACGCUGCUAUCGAUGAUAACGCUGAUGAAGGAGUCGAUGACGAUGAAGGGGUCGCAGAUGACGCUGGCGAAGAUUUAGGUGCUGCAAAUGGUGAUGAUGCGGUGGCAGAUGACGACGCAGUAAAUGAUGAUGCAAUGACAAAUGACCCAGUAAAUGCAGAUAUUAUUGAAGCUGAAGAUGUAAAUCUUGAUUCAGGUUCAGUAUUGGGCGAAUUAGGAGCGCAGACAUGUGUAGGUGGAACAUAUAUCCAGGUCGACUGCAACAUUUGCUUUUGCUACAAAUCAAAUAUACAAGGCUGUACCACAGCUCUUUGCAGUGUACCAGAAAGUAAGGAGAGAUUGUCAAGCAAUCCGGCUAAAAGGCUAACAUUCAAGAAGUUACGCGACCAUGCAACUGGUUGCGUUCCUGGAGAGACGAUAAAACACGAAAAUUGUGAGUGCAGGUGCACCAUACCUAGCGUCCUGACGUGCCCUAAAAACUGCCUUCGAUAGAACUUGAGG